Molecule: messenger RNA, 1773 nt
Organism: Ananas comosus (pineapple)
Lineage: Eukaryota; Viridiplantae; Streptophyta; Magnoliopsida; Poales; Bromeliaceae
Product: cytochrome P450 71A1-like
Exons: 2
Coding region: 46-1542 (498 amino acids)
Molecular function (GO): oxidoreductase activity, acting on paired donors, with incorporation or reduction of molecular oxygen; iron ion binding; monooxygenase activity
Source: RefSeq, a predicted model, not a curated record
GAACUCUUUACUUCACACCUGAAGCACCUCCAAAUUAAGUUUCUAAUGGCUCUUCCUGACAUGAUUGCCUCCCUGCAGCCUUUCCUUCUUGUUCUCCUACUGCUCCUUCUUCUACUCAUCGCAAGAAGAAACAAGAUCAGUCCAUCACUAAAACUUCCCCCAGGCCCUCCUAAGCUCCCAUUGAUCGGCAACCUCCACCAGUUAGGGAGUCUCCCCUGGCGCUCCCUCUCUCGGCUCUCGCAACAAUACGGGCCUCUCAUGUAUCUAAAACUCGGCAGUAGGCCGACCAUCGUGGUCUCCUCUGCCAACAUAGCCCGGGAGAUCCUAAAGACGCACGAUCUGGAGUCCUGCAGCCGACCGUCCCUCACCUCGUAUGCAAAGCUCUCCUACGGAUCCUCGGACAUCGCCCUUUCAGCGUAUAGUGAGAAGUGGAGAGAGCUCCGAAGAGUUUUCAUCAUCGAACUUCUCAGCAGUAAGAAGGUCGCCUCGUUUCGAUCCAUUCGAGAAGAAGAGGUGGAAAGAACUAUGAGCUUCAUAUCUGACUGCUCAAACAGUUCUCUCCCAGUCGACUUGAGCAAAGAACUGAUAGCGCUUACGAGCACUAUCACCUGUAGAAUGGCUUUUGGAAGGACCUACCAAGAUGUUAGCAGCAGGUUGCAGACGAUUCUAAAAGAAACGGUUGUCUUGCUCGCGGGCUUUUUCAUCGCAGACUACUUGCCUAUCAUCGGAUGGGCCGAUUGGCUCACAGGGAUGAGAGCGAGGCUCGAGAAGAACUUUACCGAUCUUGAUCGGCUCUACCAACAAGUCAUCGACGAGCAUCUCAAUACACUGCAGCAGCAUGACUCGGGUGAAGACUUUGUGCAUAUAUUACUGCGAAUGCAAAAGGAUGAGAAAAGUCUAACCACAGACCAGAUCAAAGCAGCCAUUUUGGAUGUUUUCGUUGGUGGGAGCAAUACGUCCUCAGCCACUGUGGUAUGGUCGAUGACAGAGCUAAUGAGGCACCCGCAAGUGAUGAAAAAAGCUCAAGAAGAAGUGAGAAGCCUCGUCGGGGGGAAAGGAAAGGUAGAGGAGAGCGACAUCGACCCACUGCGCUACCUCAAGUGCGUUGUGAAGGAGACCAUGCGGUUGCACCCGGUGGCUCCCAUGCUGCUCCCAAGAACAACGUUGCGGCAUUUCAAAAUCGACAGCUAUGAUGUCCCGCUCGAUUCAAUGAUAUACAUCAAUGCUUGGGCAAUCGGAAGGGACGGGAGUUACUGGGAAUCGCCGGAGGCGUUCAAGCCGGAGAGGUUCAUGAAUAGCUCGGAUCUCGAGUUCGCCGGAAAGGACUUCAAUUUGAUACCAUUUGGGGAAGGUCGCAGGAUCUGCCCAGGGAAGAACCUCGGGCUCAAAACAGUCGAGAUCAUGCUCGCCAACCUUCUUUACUCCUUCGACUGGGAACUUCCAACGGGUAUGACGAAGGAGGACAUCAACAUGGAUGAGGCGCUGGGCAUUGCUGUGCACAAAAGACAUGCUCUCCGCCUUCUCGCCACCAGACAUAUAUAGCGGCAUCAAUAGCUACUAUACUAUAGAUAAUAUAAAAUUAGUAUUUACAAUAAAUAUUUUAGCCCUUGGAUGUCUAGAGUUGUCUAUUUGGGAGUUCUAUUAAUUAGUAUGGAUCUAAGAGCCAAAAGAUCUGUAAUAAUUACUUUUCAUCUACUAUUUAUAAUAUAGUAGCUUAAUCGAGUGUGUGUAUAUAUAUAAUGCGUCUCACUGAAAUGCACUCUUAUUUAUCUA